AUGGGUGUUGAAGCCAGAGGAGUUGUAUUGCAAUUAUCAUCAGUAGUUGUAAUAGUGGUUUUAUUGAUCAUUCAACCCAGGCAAAUCAGAAUUGGUAUGGCGAAACAGUGCCUUAUAAACCAGCAGAUGAGAAGAAACGCGGCAGUGGAUAUAUUCUCAACCUUGUUUACCUCACUGUAUAUUGUGGAUAACCCAUUGACUGAAGGACCUGAACUGAAUUCGACAAUUGUCGGUCGAGUUCAGGGUCUGAUUGGGUUUGCAGCACAGAAGAAAAUGGCUUCACUCGUGGGGCUUAGUUAUGCUUUCACAGACGGCAAAUUCAAUGGGAGUACUCUCAUUAUUGUCACCAGGAAUCCUAUACUGAUACCCGAACGAGAAUUUCCUAUUGUCGGUGGAACUGGAUUGUUCCGAUUGGCUCGUGGAUUUGCAAAUGUUAAGACUGUUCUGUUGGAUCCUGUUGCUGGAAUUGCUACCAUCGAGUAUAAUGUAACUGUUGUUCACUAUUAA
Molecule: messenger RNA, 507 nt
Organism: Papaver somniferum (opium poppy)
Lineage: Eukaryota; Viridiplantae; Streptophyta; Magnoliopsida; Ranunculales; Papaveraceae
Product: dirigent protein 22-like
Exons: 2
Coding region: 1-507 (168 amino acids)
Source: RefSeq, a predicted model, not a curated record